Messenger RNA from Myotis brandtii (Brandt's bat), 1914 nucleotides. RefSeq names its product leucine-rich repeat containing G protein-coupled receptor 6 (gene LGR6). NCBI's taxonomy places the organism in Eukaryota, Metazoa, Chordata, Mammalia, Chiroptera, Vespertilionidae. The transcript is spliced from 17 exons. The coding region runs from base 1 to 1914 and encodes 637 amino acids. The record is from RefSeq and is a predicted model, not a curated record. Gene Ontology annotation, cellular component: plasma membrane. Gene Ontology annotation, molecular function: protein binding.
AUGACCGCAGGGGUGCACGAGGCGGCUCCUCCUCUCCUGCUCGGAAACUCCGUGAAUUUUGCCCGAGGCCCCUUGGUUGGGAGGUCAGCUUCCUCCCCAGCCCUGGGGCUGUUCCCAGCAUCCUCUGCUUCCUCCCCACGCAGGGACCUGAGCAUGAACAACCUCACGGAGCUGCAGCCCGGCCGCUUCCACCGCCUGCGCUUCCUGGAGGAGCUGCGUCUCUCGGGGAACCACCUCUCACACAUCCCGGGAGGAGCGUUCUCCGGCCUCCACAGCCUGAAAAUCCUGAUGCUGCAGAACAACCAGCUGGGAGGGAUCCCGGCCGAGGCGCUGAGGCAGCUGCCGAGCCUGCAGUCUCUGCGCCUCGAUGCCAACCUCAUCUCCCUGGUCCCCGAGAGGAGCUUCGAGGGGCUGUCCUGCCUCCGCCACCUGUGGCUGGACGACAACGCGCUGACCGAGGUCCCGGUCAGGGCCCUCAACAACCUCCCCGCCCUGCAGGCCAUGACCCUGGCCCUCAACCGCAUCCGCCACGUCCCCGACUACGCCUUCCAGAACCUGAGCAGCCUCGUGGUGCUGCAUCUUCAUAACAACCGAAUCCAGCGUCUGGGGACCCACAGCUUCGAGGGCCUGCACAGCCUGGAGACGCUGGACUUGAACCACAACGACCUGCGGGAGUUCCCGGUGGCCAUCCGGACGCUGGGCCGGCUGCAGGAGCUCGGUUUCCAUAACAACAACAUCAAGGCCAUCCCAGAGAAGGCCUUCAUGGGGAACCCUCUGCUGCAGACCAUACACUUUUAUGACAACCCGAUCCAGUCCGUGGGGAGGUCCGCGUUCCAGUACCUGCCGAAGCUGCACACGCUGUCCCUGAAUGGAGCCACCGACAUCCAGGAGUUCCCAGACCUCAAAGGCACCACGAGCCUGGAGACCCUGGAGCUGUCUCAUAACGGGAUCGAGGAGCUGCCCAGCCUGCACAGGUGUCAGAAGCUGGAGGAGAUAGGCCUCCAGCACAACCGCAUCUGGGAAGUCAGAGCCGACACCUUCCGCCAGCUGAGCUCCCUGCGGGCCCUGGACCUGAGCUGGAACUCCAUCCGGUCCAUCCACCCCGAGGCCUUCGCCACCCUGCGCUCCCUGGUCAAGCUGGACCUGACGGACAACCAGCUGACCACGCUGCCCCUGGCCGGGCUCGGGGGCCUGAAGCAUCUCAAGCUCAAAGGGAACCCAGCUCUGUCGCAGGCCUUCUCCAAGGACAGUUUCCCAAAGCUGAGGAUCCUGGAGGUGCCGUACGCCUACCAGUGCUGUGCCUACGGCGUCUGUGCCGGCCUCUUCAAGGCCUCCGGGCAGCGGGGAGCGGACGUCCUUCACCUCGAGGAUGAGGAGCCGCCCAAGGGGCCGCUGGGCCUUCUUGCCGGACAAGCCGAGAGCCACUAUGACCUGGACCUGGAGGAGAUGGAGGACACGAAGCCACACCCCCGUGUGCAGUGCAGCCCAGUUCCAGGCCCCUUCAAGCCCUGCGAGCACCUCUUUGAGAGCUGGGGCGUCCGGCUGGCCGUGUGGGCCAUCGUCCUGCUGUCCCUGCUCUGCAACGGGCUGGUGCUCUCCUGCGACUCCACGCAGGCCCUGGUGGCCUUCUCCGACAUGGAUCUCGUUCUGGAAGCUUCCGAGGCUGGGCGGCCCCCAGGGCCGGAGACCUACGGCUUCCUCACGGGCACCCUCGUCUCCUGCCCACAGCCAGAGAGCCCCAGGCCACAGGGCAGCCACUUGGUUGAGCCAGAGGGAACCCACUUUGGGAACCAGCAACCCCCCAUGGACAGAGAGCUGCUGCUGAGGGCAGAGGGGGCCGCACCUGGUGGCGGGGGCGUGGCGGCGGGCAGGGGCAUCCAGCCCUCAGGCUCAGCCUUUGCCUCCCACCUAUAA